AUGGUCCCGAAAGAUUUGCUACAUGAGGGGGUGAUGGAAAGCAUAAUCUCGCUACCUGGAUUUUCGGCUCGCUACUUUCCCUUUUGCGCUCAACACCAGAUCCUACAGGUCAUACAGCGACAACUCGAAACUCAUGCCUUCUGCUUCCUUCAGCGUUGGCUUCCAUCGGAGUCUCUCGCAGCCGGAUGGACUUGCCCAGAGGCCUUAGAGUUGCACAAAUUCUUUCGUCUCUUGGAAGUCCAUCAAGGAAAAGUCAAGGACGAAUGUUUUCAGUUGACCUGGAGCACGUUGACAGGAUGGCGUCGCGUGAUUAGUAGCAUUCGCCACGCAGCUGUGCACCGCAUUCCACACGAUCGGAAACCAUUCCUUAAGAUGGUUCGCGCCGCCAUCAAAUUUUCGAAAUGCAUCGCUGGCUUCAAAGGCUCCAAAAGACUUUGUCGCAUUCAAAAGUUCGUGAAGACAUCGGUUUCAGAGUUCGACCAGCUGACAGCCCAGCUAAAACACAAUGCCCGCUUACAAAUUUCUUUGGGUGAAGUCCACCCCGAUCAUUUAGCCCGGCGGUUGAUUUUGCUUCCGGAAGCUGUCAGGAGAGUGCUUCAGAGCGUUGAAGACG
This is a messenger RNA of Penicillium salamii, 613 nucleotides long. NCBI's taxonomy places the organism in Eukaryota, Fungi, Ascomycota, Eurotiomycetes, Eurotiales, Aspergillaceae. The record is from the annotation of a GenBank genome assembly.